AUGGUUUGCUUCACCAAGCUUUUCACUGCUGGCAUCGUUGCCACUGCAGCCAUCGCCGCUCCCGUCGAAGUCAAGCGCACUACUUCCAGCAAGCGUGGUGCCGCCUACAAUGACAUCUCUACUGUCUCCACGCUGAGCAACAGCGGUGUCAUCUCUUGGGCCUACAACUGGGGUGGCUCCAUCUACGGAGGAGACAUGCCCACCAAUGUGGAGUUCAUCCCCAUGCUCUGGGGAGCCAAGGACUUCGGCGGCUGGAUCACCACCGUGGAGACCAUCCUUGCCAAGGGCAGCAACUACAUUCUCGGCUUCAACGAGCCCGACAUGUCCUCGCAGGCCAACAUGAGCCCCUCCGACGCUGCCGGCUACUACAAGCAGUACAUCACCCCGUUCUCCGGAAAGGCCAAGCUCAUCUCUCCUGCUGUGACCUCCUCCACCGACUCUGGACUCGGUCUGAGCUGGUUCGAGUCUUUCAUCGGUUCUUGCAGCGAUUGCAAGAUCUCCGGCCUGGCUGUCCACUGGUACGGUAACAAUGCCGAUGAGUUCAAGUCCUUCGUUACCAAGGCCAUUGACACUGCCAACACUCACAACCUGUCUGAGGUCUGGAUCACCGAGUUCGCUCUCAGCGCCGAUGCCAACGGCUCCUCUGACUUCGCUACCACUACUGCCUUCCUCAAGGAGGUCGUUCCUUGGUUGGACUCCCAGUCCGGUGUCACUCGUUACUCUUACUUCAUGUGCGCCGAGAAGUACCUUCUCACCGACAAGGCUCUCAACGAGGCCGGCCAUGCUUACACUUCCUCUUAA
Molecule: messenger RNA, 801 nt
Organism: Penicillium salamii
Lineage: Eukaryota; Fungi; Ascomycota; Eurotiomycetes; Eurotiales; Aspergillaceae
Source: the annotation of a GenBank genome assembly